UCUAUUGACGGAUGUAGUCUAGUGAUGUCCGUCGAGGCAGACUCUCAAGAUUUCGUGCAAGAUGCGAAAGAUCGCCAGGCUCUAAACGAUGCAUUGGAUAUCAAAGAGAAAGAGUUGACAGCAGCUAGGAGCCGCAAUUACGAUCUUACAAAAGAAAUCGAAGCUCUGCGAGAACAAGUUGCAAAGCUUCAAGAACAGAAAAUAAGAAGACAGAAGCCAAAGUUUAGGGCAAAGGGGAAGCAAAAAAAGAAUAUUCAGUCACCUGCUAUAAUUGAUGAAGAAGGAGCAGGAAGUCAGAACAAAGUUGCAGAACAGGAUCCUGAACAGUUUUAUGCAGUGAUUGCUGCACGUUUUCCUCAACUGUACAUAUCCAGUGUUGUUGAGGCUGAGAAGAAAUUUGCUGAGGCUGAUCUGAAUGGUGAUGGGACUAUUGAUUGUCAGGAACUGGAGGCAAUUCUUGACAAGAGUGGGUGUCUGUUUACCUCAGUACAAGUGAAGGAAAUCCUGUCAUCAAUAGACAUUGAUCACAAUGAGUCAAUUGACUUACUUGAGUGCCUGGAGGUAUUGUAUAGAUUACAAGGCAACAGAACAACCAAAGUCCCGCAGCACCUGGCUCAGAGAGGAAGCAGUAUGUGUAGUCUGCAAUGAGACGACCGCUAGCCCUGCUGCUGGUGUACCCAGUAGUACAGAAACUGUCCAGA
Molecule: messenger RNA, 701 nt
Organism: Corticium candelabrum
Lineage: Eukaryota; Metazoa; Porifera; Homoscleromorpha; Homosclerophorida; Plakinidae
Exons: 6
Coding region: 25-648 (207 amino acids)
Molecular function (GO): calcium ion binding
Source: RefSeq, a predicted model, not a curated record